This is a messenger RNA of Austrofundulus limnaeus, 2688 nucleotides long. It is a transcript of the gene rpgrb, whose product is annotated as retinitis pigmentosa GTPase regulator b. Lineage: Eukaryota; Metazoa; Chordata; Actinopteri; Cyprinodontiformes; Rivulidae. The record is from RefSeq and is a predicted model, not a curated record.
AGAAGUUUUGUUUACUGCCGGGCUGCUAAACGCUAGGGGUCCACAAGCAAAGCGGAUUAAAGUCUCGCAGGAAUGGCAGAGGAAGCUGAAGACGAAAUACCGGAGUCAGGAGCGGUUUUCACAUUUGGGAAGAGUAAGUUUGCAGACAACAUACCCAGUAAAUUCUGGCUGAAAAAGGAUGUUCCUGAGAAGAUCUCCUGUGGUGACGAACACACAGCCUUAAUAACAGAAAAUGGGAAGCUGUUCAUGUUUGGCAGCAACAACUGGGGCCAGCUGGGUCUGGGCUCCAAACUAACUGUGAAUAAACCCACCUGUGUCAAAGUGAGCGGUAAACUCUUCAUGUGGGGGGACAACACCGAGGGUCAACUGGGUUUGGGGAAGGAGAUCCAGGUUUCUUCACCGCAGGAAGUCAGCGUGGGACGUCCUGUCAGCUGGGUGUCGUGUGGAUACUACCACUCUUCUUUAGUGACAGAGGACGGAGCUCUGUUCACGUUCGGGGAACGGGACAGUGGGAAGCUGGGUCUGGGCACAGAGCAGCUGUCGGCGCACCGCCUCCCCCAGCGUGUGAAGAGCAUCACGGAUCCUGUGAGGCGGGUGGCGUGCGGUGGCGGACACACGGUGGUUUUGACAGAAGACAACGUUUACACAUUUGGCCUCGGUCAGUUCGGACAGCUCGGUCACGGUACGUUCAUCUUUGAGUCUCGGCUUCCACGUUUGGUCGAGCACUUUAAGAAGAACCCAGUGCGUCAGGUGUUCUGCGGGGAAAACCACACCGCUGUCAUCACAGACGGAGGGCUGCUGUACACGUUCGGAGACGGCCGACACGGUAAACUGGGUCUGGGAGAAGAGAACUUCGCCAACCAGUUUAAACCUACUCUGUGUCCGCGAUUCCUCAAGUACGACGUUCAGUCGGCGGCAUGCGGCGGCUGUCACAUGGUGGUUCUGGCUAGACCCAGGAAUCCACACUCAGCUGAUUUGACUCUGGAGGAGGAGGAUGUGACGGAGGACUUCCUGGAGAAACCCUACGUGGAGCUGUUGGGGGACACGAACGGCACCACAGUCCUAAAGAGAACUCUCUCUGCUCGGGUUCGCAGGAGGGGUAGGGAGCGAUCUCCAGACAAGUUUGGGUUGAUGGUCCAGACGCUGCCUGCCAUGUCGCCUGGCUUCCUUCAGACGCCACUUCCUGUCUCCAGUCAGACUGCACCAGUCCGGCUGCCACCCCCUGAGCUGAGCCACAAGAAGACGGACGGUGAGGCAGACAGUAUUGUGGACAGUCUGACGGACACAGACAGUGUUCGAGGUCUCGGGGAAACUACAGACUUUCUCAAUAUGACACAUGUGAUGAAGUUGAACCCCAGUGAUGAAACAAAGACCCUGACUCCUCUGCACAAGGUUGUGAUGCAGAAUCAGAGUGAAAAAAAUGAAGAAGAAGAUGACGAAGCUGCUGAUGAGGAUGAAACUGAUGAUGAGGAUGAUGAUGAUGAUGCUGCAAAAGAAGAAGAGGAAGAGAACAACACGUCUGCCUCCUCCACAGGCAGUCCUCAAGAAGACUCACCUGCUGGAGAGCAGACAGCAGAGACGGCUGAGCAGAACGACACAGCUGGGGAAAAAACGGUCAAAAGCGACAUGAAACCAGGCAACCGGGAGGGAGACGCCAACAACCAAACAGCCUCCAACAAGAAGCUGUCCAUCUUCAGACGAUUGUCCUCGUCUCGACCCAAGCAGACGGACAACACUGUCCUGAGAGAAGCCCUGUCUCCUGCUGCUGGGACCUCCAAGUCAUCUGGAGCCAGAGGGCCCCGCUCCGAGGCUUGCAGCCUGCUGUAAGAACCUCAGAGAGAAUGAGACCGUCCAGACUUUAGAGCACUUCCUGUUGAUGUCAUCUACGUAGAUGUCGCCUCCUUACAGUGCAGAGAGGGCAUGUCAGGAAAGAUUUUUUUACUAAAUGAAUAAAAAACAUUUUACAGGGAUGACAACUGAAUUUUAUGGUCUCACAGGGAUAGAAUUUUAACAUCUGAGUUUGAGUUUGAAUUCCUAACCUUAAAAAUAAAACGCAAAAUAUCAUCUUUGUUUAUUUUUAAAUAUGCACAUUGUACAUAAAAUAUAAAAGUUGACUGUAAAAAUGAGAGAAACAUUCCCACAGACUUUUAAAAUCUUUUUAGCCAUCAUUUUAUGAGAUACAUUCGGUGAUUUUCUUGCAUUUUUAGCUAAAAUUGGACAAAUUUCUCAGGUCAAACUGUUAAUAAAAAUACAUAUUUUUUAAUGUUGUGAUGCAUCUAAGAAAUCCAGGUAGAAAAAAAAAAUCAUCAUGUUUUUUUAAUGAAACGUUUUGUCUCUUCUUCAUGAGACUUCUUCAGUCUGAGGAGUUUCAGCCUUCCAAGCAGUGCCUCCACACGGUGGACAAACAGGUUUACAAUCAAUUCUUUAUUCACAUGUAAAGAAGAACUCGUCCAGAGGACCUAGUUUAAUUUUAUUUUUGUGAAUAUCCCUUUAAAACACUCUUUCUUGACCUUUGACCUGUAAGUGAACCACCACCAGUGCAGCUUUUUUUUUACCAGUGUUUUUCUGAGCCUGUGUUUGUUAUAAAGCGUGAUUAUUUAUUGUGACUCGGUCCUGGGGCACAUCCUGCACAAAGUUUAGUUUUUUAUGAUUUGUAUUUUGAUAAAAAUAAAAAGUUUUGAUACAGAA